UAAAACAAACAAAAAAAAUAUAUUAUGUUACUCAAUCGGUAUUAUCAUUAAUUAUUGCAAACCAGUGAUGUCAAGACGUGUAUUUUUCUCGCGCAUGCGUACGCACAUACCUAACUCAUGCGCAUGCGCAUAGGUACGAAGGCUCCCACGUGGGAGAAAUGUCAUAUUCUGGCUUCGCUGUUUCGUGCAUUAGUUUACGUAUGCAUAACCUUUUUUUAAUAAUAUCAAUUAAAUGAAAUUGAUGAAUAAGAUAAAAUCGAGUGGAAAGGAAUUAGCAGAAUAAAUAACACACAUUUCGUCUUAUCAAAGAAUCUAUCUUAUCAUGUUUACAAUAUCCUUAUCCAAUGUGUCAAAAUAUUCCUACCACGAUAACAGACCGUUAGGAAGUAUAAUUUGAAUGAAUAUGGACAAGAAUAGAUAGGAUUUUUGAUCGAGAAAUAAUAUUACAUGUGCAUCUUCCACAUGAUGUAUUUUCCAGCAAAUUUGAAGACAUUUUUAUUCCUACUUUUAUGGAGAUUAAUUUCUGUUUUCGUUGUACAAACUGCACACGUGCCAGACGAAUACUGGCAAUCUUUGGAAGUUGCCCAUCGUCUUGCCUUUGGAUAUGGAUUUCUCACCUGGGAAUGGACUGCGAAAAUCCGUAGCUAUGUCUACCCAUUCUUGAUAAGUUUUUUAUAUCGGAUAUUAGCUAAUUUUUCUAUAGACUCUGUUAUUACUUUAACGCUAUUACCAAGAUUAUUCCAAGCUACGAUCAGUGCUUAUGCUGAUUAUAGAUUUUAUAAGUGGACCAAGAACAAAUGGAUGUUGUAUAGUUUAUGUAUUAAUUGGUAUUGGUAUUACUGUGCUACACGGACACUUAUUAAUUCAUUAGAAACCGCUUGUACUAUCAUAGCUUUAUCCAUGUUUCCAUGGCGCAACGCUUAUAUCAAAAGUGUUAGAUAUCUAUGGAUAGUUGGUUUCCUUUGUACAAUAAGACCAACUGCUGCUAUCGUGUGGGUACCCUUAUGUAUAUAUCAUUUAUCUACUAGUUUACAAAACAAAAUAUUAUUAAUUUGUCAGUACAGCGCUAUUGGUAUUAUAUAUCUAUUAGGUUCUGCGAUAUUAGAUAGUUAUUGUUAUAAAAGUUUGACGAUAUCUUGGUGGGAAUUUUUCCGUUUAAAUGUACUACAAGCGAUAGGCGAUACGUAUGGAAGAGAACAUACAUUGUGGUAUAUAUUUUCUGCAUUACCGGUUCUUCUAGGAUUUCAUUGUGUUACAUUCUUAGGAAUACUUCCGCAAAUAAUUAAACGUCCUAAACAAUUUCAUAGAGAGGCGGUAAUGUUAGUAGUCAUUGGAUGGACGCUUGGUGUUUAUUCUUUAUUGUCUCACAAAGAGUUUCGCUUUUUAUUACCACUUUUGCCAAUGUUUAUAUACAUAAGUACAAGUUGUACCAUUCAUGUCAAAAUCAUUUCUAGAGAAUUAUUGAGAAAGAUUUUUUUAUUUAUUUUAACAAUAACCAAUCUAAUUCCUGGACUUUAUUUUUCUUUGAUCCAUCAACGUGGAACGUUAGACAUUAUGAAUAUCUUACAAAACGAUUUGACUAAUGAAAAUUGUACAUCUGUAAAUAUAUUAUUUCUUACACCGUGUCACGCCACACCUUUAUACAGCCAUUUGCACAUCAAUGUGCCCACUAGAUUUUUGACUUGCGAACCUAAUUUUACUAAUUCCAAUGACUACGUAGAUGAAGCGGAUCAAUUUUUUCAAAAUCCAAUGCUUUGGAUUAGAAAUAAUGAUUUACAGAAGCAUGGAGUAAUACCAAGUCAUUUAAUAAUGUUUGAUAAUAUUCCAUCAAAGAUACAAGAUUUUCUUUUAAAUUAUAAGUUAUUAAGCAAAGUUUUUCACACUCAUUUUCCACAAUCGAAUUAUGGAAAAUAUAUAAUGUUAUACAAACGUAAACGAUUAUUUACUUGAAAUGUAAAGUAAACG
Polistes dominula (European paper wasp) is the source of this 1965-nucleotide messenger RNA. RefSeq names its product phosphatidylinositol glycan anchor biosynthesis class B (gene PIG-B). Lineage: Eukaryota; Metazoa; Arthropoda; Insecta; Hymenoptera; Vespidae. Gene Ontology annotation, molecular function: alpha-1,2-mannosyltransferase activity. Gene Ontology annotation, biological process: GPI anchor biosynthetic process. The record is from RefSeq and is a predicted model, not a curated record. Gene Ontology annotation, cellular component: endoplasmic reticulum membrane.